AUGUUGAAUGAAUCGCUACAAAGAUCCGCCAACCCCAGCGCACCAACGUCGCCGAGCAAGGAACUCACAGACUCGGGUCUAUUGGCAUUGUUGGGUCCCAAUGUUAGCCAUUUUCCCUUUUCUGAGGGGGCCUUUAUCGAAACUAUGAGAAUGAAGAGUGAACAGGAGCGUACUAAACAGGAGUACUAUAGAGCAGAAACGGCGACUAGGAACUUGAGCAUAGUCCAGUAUGCGUUGCAAGCUCAAGUACCGGGUCAUUUGAUUCCUCAACUAUGCGUGAGUAAUGCACUUCCCGUGGAAAUGGAGCUGCAAAAGUUUAAUACAACCCCGGUACAAGGACCGCCUCCACCACAACCACAACCACAACCGCAACCGCAAUUACAAAUGCCACCACAAGUACCACCGCAAGUGCAACCACUACAGCCGUCCCUGGCAUUUCCCCAACCAUACACUGCAGCGCCCCAGGCACCAAACUUUCUCCAGCCAACUCCAGCAUUCCAGACCCCGAUCCUGCAAGAACAGCAGCUUCAACUCAUCCAGAAGCAAAGGCAGCAAGAGCUUCAAGAACAGAACUUGAUGCAAAACUCUAGGUUCCUUCAAACUCAGCGGCUGUUUUUGCAGCGUGACCCUUACAACGCAAACACAAUGUCACCGAUGGGGUUUAGAUUUGGCGCUGGCUCCUCCGGCAACAACGCAAGAUCACAAUCACCAGCCAAGAUCGGAGCGGCAGCGGUUGCCAACUUAGCAACACCAACAGCCCAAUCUCGUCGAACCACCACCAUGGCAUCGGCAGGCUUGCCCGGGAAACGAAAAGGGCAUCAGCGCCACAACUCGAUGCCGGCCACCAUGUUGCCCAAUCCCCCAUCGGGCGGCAAACUGCGAGGGAAACGUCUCUCUAAUUCUCAUGAAGAUGAAAAUGAGAUUUUGCAAUCUCCAUUGGGGGCACAAUCAACACUACAGGUCAAUCCCAUACCAGCUCAACCACUACACAAGCAGAGCAAAUUGUCCGUGCAACCUCUGCAGGAAUCCAUGACUUCAUUUCAGCAUAUCAUCCAGUUUCAUCACUGGAAACCGGAAAACGAAAGUAACCAUCAACAGCAGGUUUCUGGCUCGAGUUCCAACAAGAAUUUCCAAACUUUCUCGGCCAAAAGGCGCAAACAACAACCACAACCACAACCACAACCACAACAACCACUUGUGAAAGAGGAUCCACGGGAGCAUCUAAAAGAAGAGCAACCUUUAGAAACAAAACCCGAGGCGCUUACUCGAUCUUCAGCAGCGCCAGAAGGGAAGGAAGGCGAGGGCGAGGGCGAAGGUGAAGACGCCGACGCCGACGCCGAUGCCGACGAUAAUGAGUUGGAUGCUGAUCUAUCCGCGGACGCCACCAUGGAUUACUCUAGCGCGGCCAAGGGCGAAGUAGACGCGCACCCUCCAUCGCAGAGCCAUGCUCGUCAACAGCUGAAUGUAGGCAGGUACCCGCACGAUAUCUUGUCCAAUCCCAAGUGA
Messenger RNA from Lodderomyces beijingensis, 1506 nucleotides. The record is from the annotation of a GenBank genome assembly. NCBI's taxonomy places the organism in Eukaryota, Fungi, Ascomycota, Pichiomycetes, Serinales, Debaryomycetaceae.